Nipponia nippon (crested ibis) is the source of this 874-nucleotide messenger RNA. The record is from RefSeq and is a predicted model, not a curated record. NCBI's taxonomy places the organism in Eukaryota, Metazoa, Chordata, Aves, Pelecaniformes, Threskiornithidae.
AACUCGCAGGUGUUCCAGGCUAACGUUUUGCGAACCCGCAGGAACAGUACCACAGUUAUGAAUCGUCAUAGUCUGUUUGUGCCAUCAUCUCCUAUCCGUAUUCCUAGCAGCCGUCUCCAUCAAAUCAAACAGGAAGAAGGAAUGAAUUUGAUGAACAGAGAAACAGUACGUGAAAGAGAAGUGCAAGUAGCAAUGCAGAUGAGCCACUCAUGGGAGGAGAGCUUGAGCCUGAGCGACAAUGAUUUUGAAAAAUCAUCAUCACCAAAACAAGUAGACUUUGUCCCAGUUUCUCCAGCUCCUUCGCCUACCAGAGGAAUAGGGAAGCAAUGUUUCUCACCAUCUUUGCAAAGUUUGGUAAGCAGCAGUGGAUUACCUCCAAGUCCUAGCCCAAGUCCAACACGGCGAUUUUCAAGGAGAAGCCAGAGUCCAAUUAACUGCAUUCGACCAAGUGUUCUUGGGUCAAUAAAAAGGAAAGGUGUAACAGAGAUAGAAGAUCAUCCAAAAAGAUUAUUCCAAGGAUCCACCAAUAUACUUACCCCUGAAGUUUCACAUCAGGCGGAGCUUGGGGAAUGUCUGUCAUCACACGCUCUUGAUGACAACAGAAGCAGUGCAGGCUCUUCCUGUGACUCACCAGCUGAAGUCGGCGCCAACACAGACUCUCCAGUCUCAUUUUCUGACUCCAGAUCUCCUUUUUUACCGGUAGAUCUUACGGCUAAGUUACCUAUUAAUUGAGAAGCAGAAGUCUGCUCACGGACACCAAGAAACAGGCUGGAUAUCAAUAAGACUUUCCGUUGUGUGUAACUGAUUCUGUUCCUCAUAGGAACUUCCAGAAAUGUCAUUAUUUCUAGAAAACUUCCAAAAUAGUUCCUUGAGG